UCUGGAAAACUGCCGGUAGAUUAUCUCUACGGUCUACCAGGAGCUCGUGACUGUGUUGAAGAAGAUGAAGUCUGUCUUGAAGAGGAGGAAAAUGGAGGCGAUGUUGAUGACGCUGUCUUUGGAAUUGAUGAAGUUGGUUGUCUUGACUACCUCCUUAAGCGAUAUCCUUACAAUGGUUCCAACCCCGGUUCAUUCCUCCAUCCCAAUACUGCCUGCGGUCCAGUCAUGGAUUCAGUCUACGCCAACUUCCCAGAUAACCCCAAUUCCACGUCUUCGGGAUUUGGAAACCUACCGGUUGGAGAUUACGCUUCUACUAGUUCAGAGAAGUGUUUUGAGGUGAUCCUACAAAAACAAUCCUCGUCAGACAAGUUUGGUUUAACUCUGUGUUACCGGCCGAGUGAUGUGCAACAGGAUGUCACCGAAGUAUUCAUUAGUGAGUACAUCGGUGAAGGUGUCGUUACCUCCAAAGAGGACCACAGUGGAUUUAAUAGCAAGAUUGAACCGGGAAGUGUUGCUCAUCGCUCGGGUCAGAUCAUGCUAGGUGACCGUUUGUUAAAGAUUGGAGAUCAGGAGAUAACCUCUCGUGAGCAUGUAAUGGAUCUAUUCCAAGGGUGUGGACUUUGCGCCAAGAUAACUCUUACGCGGCAACAGCAUCACUGGAAACAGGUUCCUAAUCGACUCCCUCCAUCUUAUUCUGCGCCGUCCUAUCCGGACUCUACUCUAGAUAUCGGCAUCUCGAAUGUCGCCUACGCACAUUUACCAGAUCAAGAUUCUGGAAUGGGCAGGACCACCGACGACAGUGUUAGGACAGAGGAGAGCUCUGAACAGGCAAGUUCUACUGUCAUUUUACUUACUAUGUGGAAUACGGAUGGAUAUGAUUUAGAGGCCUGUACGGGAAAUAUCAAGUCCAUCGCUAAACUCAUUCUGAAAUUGCUGGAGGUGUAUGGAGAUUGUGAUGAAGACGGCUUCUACUUUGGUGAAUGCAAUGGACGCAAGGGUCUUGUGCCCUCCAAUAUGGUCUGUGAAGCCAGUGCCGAAGAGGUUACUGAAUACCUUCGACGUCGAGGUGGCAGUGCAGGUAGUGGGGGCCGCACUGAGCGCAUGAACCCUUCUGCUUCUUCUAACCUUAACUCAGGCCCCAGUCUUCCACCGGGUCAAAUGACGAAACCACACAGAACUUCCGUUCAAUUGCAUGAUCAACAGCACGGACAGGUGGACCAAAGUUAUCACCAGCAACAUAGGGAUCACGCAGGUCGUGCGAGUCAAACAAAUCGCGGAAAAACUCGGCGCAACCGUACCGGUCGGGGAGAUGCCGACCAUCCAAGAACGCCUGGAGGUACUUCAGAAAUGAGCAGAAGGAAAGGCGGGGAGAAUCAGAGGUCAGGACAGUGUAUAAUGGAGGCCCUCUAUGAUUACGACCCACAUAUUUACAGCCCCAAUGUCGAUGUUGAGACUGAGCUAAAGUUCCGUGCUGGAGAUCGCAUCGUAAUCCUCAGCGAAAUGGAUGAAGACGGUUUCUAUGUGGGUCAGUUGGAAUCCUCUGGUCGUAGAGGCCUGGUUCCUUCCAAUUUCCUUCGUGAACUUCCACGUUCUCCCCACAACGGAGGUGGAAUAGAAUCCAGUUUUGAAUCCCAUCAAAAACCUGUCUAUGGAUGCCGAGCAACACUAUCAAGAGAUCAACGAGAUUCUCGAUCGCGAGGAGCUAGUGUAACUAGAUCAAGACUUCAAUCAGAUGACGCCGAUAUUGUUGCAGUCGCGCCUAGUCGAGGGAAAUUUGGAAGGACACGAGAAGACCUCCCAAGACAGCUAUCUCGAGGUCAUUCCCAUGCGGAUGAACUCGAAGAUUCGGACGAGGAGGAAGAAGAGGACUCGAUGAUCACUUCCACAGUGCCCCCAGCCAAUCCCUCAGACUGGGUAGACAGUCCCGAUAUGAAGACUCCACAUACGACUGUCCCUGUGCCCUCCCUGUCUGACUCCGUACCAAACACGUCCGCUCUCAUGCCACCCACCCGAAUUGAAUCGGAUUCAAUUCGUGGUGGCAGUGGCAGGGGAAAAACUGACGUGGAAAUGGGAAAAGAGUCACCGGAUUCUGAUGGUCAAGGUGGAUUAAUCUUUAUGGAUAUAAAUUCAAAUAAGCAUGGGAAGGGCAUCUUUGAUAUGUUGGGAGAAAGUGGCUACUUGUUGGUUAGUUGGUCUUUGUGGCCUAAAACCUGCUUCUUCAUUCCUAAGAUUAUUGUUGGUCUCAAGGAACCAGAUCAGCCUCCUCCAGCACGCUUGUGGGAAGACAGGCCUAUAGUUGUCAAAGUUGCUAGGUACUGGUUACUAUGGCAACUUCCAAUUUUUAGUACUGGUAUUACUAUGGCAAUUUUCCAUUGGUUGGUACGAGACUGGUCUCCUAGAUUUUUAAAAGCGUCAGCAUGGUUUCCUUGGCUUUUGGUCCCAUUUGAAUUAGAAAUUCUGGAUGAAUACCGUCUUCGCCAGGAGAAAAGCGUUAGCAUGGUUUCCUUGGCUUUUGGUCCCAUUCUUAAUUAUACAUUCCGGAUGAAUACCAGGAGACUCUUUGCACUUGAGUUGUUUUAUCGCAGCAUGUGA
Messenger RNA from Rodentolepis nana, 2592 nucleotides. The record is from the annotation of a GenBank genome assembly. Lineage: Eukaryota; Metazoa; Platyhelminthes; Cestoda; Cyclophyllidea; Hymenolepididae.